CCUGGGGCGCACUGACAGUCAGUUGGGUGCAAAGAACCCAGACCUAGUCAAACCAGUCUUUCGUUUCACAAUGAAUGCAUGCUCACUCAGAAGCAUUCAUAUCUAAAUAUGAACUGAAACUGGUUUAGCAGCAGGAUUAUCGGAAGUCUCCAACAGAACAACCAGAGCCAGAUGAACAAAUCAGCUUUGAGCAACAAGGAAGCAGCUGAGUGUGAGCUUCCUUCAUCGCUGAAAUGUGACGGAGCAGCUUUUUAAAACAGACAACUUUAUUUGGACUCUUCUUGGGCGUCAGCACCUUGUUUGAAGUGUGUUACUCAGAUGUGAAAUGCAGGAAUGAUGAUGGAGAGGAGGUUGACUGGUUCGUGGAGAUUUCCUGUUACAUUUAAAUCUUUUUUCCCCUUCUCUCAGUUUUAUCUGAAUAAAUGAUAAAAUGAAUGUUUAUCAGGUUUAUUUUAUACAAGCUGCCCAUCACGUAUGAAGUUGGUUUGUCAUAUAUGUACAUGGAUGAGAGCACGAAGGGGUGGACACUCAGCACAAAGGAGAUCAGCAGGAGAACCGGUUCUCUAGGGAACACGUUAAAACCUCUUCUUGACUUUUAUGACAAAAAGACUGAAGGCUUUGGUUACAUCCUCUACAACGACCAGCCUCCAGAUAAAUAUAAUGCUCCUUCAUCAUUUGGACACAGUAAAGGUGUUGUGAUGUUGGAUCGACAAACCGGACUCUGGCUCUCUCACAGUACGCCAAAGUUUCCAGAAUAUCGCAGUAAACACUUCUGGCCCCAAAGUGGAAACACAAACGCUCAAACGUUUAUUUGCGUUUCCUUCCCCUACAACCAGUUCAGAAUAAUAGGACUGCAGCUCAUGUACAUCCAUGCUUAUUCGUUUGACUCUGAACUCCCCAAGACGUUUCCCGAGGAGCUGCGGUGUGUUGCACAGAGAAGCUGCCUCCCAAGGAGAGAGCCGUGGUCUAGUGUGCAGAUGCUGACCUCCACGAUGGGCCGACAUUUCACCAGCUUUGCAAAAUACGGACGUUUCAAAGACGACCUUUACUCGGGCCUCAUAGUGGACCACAUGUCACAGGAUUUAUAUGUGAAAGGCUGGGGUAAAAUGCGUUCCCCGCUCCUCUCCAACUGCACACUCCCCCAUCACGUCUAUAACAUUAAGGAAGUGAGAUUCCGGAGAGGGGGAGCCUUCAGCGACACACAGGAUCACUCAAAGUGGUGUGUGACCUCUGAUGACAGCUGGGCCUGCAUCGCUGACAUGAACAGAGAGGAGAGUCAGAUGACCAGAGCUGGAGGAGCUAUAUGCACUGAUGACUCUGCAGUGGGAAAGGCUUUUGGAGCAUUAAUCUCAAAGUUUGACGAAUGUAAACGGUCUCACUCCACUGCUCAUCAAAGAGAACUGUGAAGGCCAGAGAUCCACUAAAAGUCAGACGUUGGAAUAAAACUGAAAACACUUGACAUGUAUUUGUUGUUUCUUGUUAUUGUUUUAACCUAUUAUAUUUAAAUUGUUAAAAUCUAAAACAAUAAUUAUACAAAAUUAAACACAAUUCACAGAAAAAUGAAAAAAAUGUUUGACAUAUAGUUUAAUUUCUUGAAAAGAGUGUUUAUUAUAUGUCUCUUAAUUAUUUGAUUAAAAUUAUGUUGCAUUUACAGCCACAUAAUUUCUUACAAUAGGUUCAUAUGGGAAAAAUCUAUUAUUUAAACACAUAUAUUUUAUGCAAAGUACAUUUAAAAUGGCUGCAAGUUUUUUAAGUAACAAAUAUUUAAGACCACCAAUAAAAAGAUUUCUCUUAAAUUUAAA
Molecule: messenger RNA, 1802 nt
Organism: Nothobranchius furzeri (turquoise killifish)
Lineage: Eukaryota; Metazoa; Chordata; Actinopteri; Cyprinodontiformes; Nothobranchiidae
Source: RefSeq, a predicted model, not a curated record